AUGGAGCCAACUUCGACUGGUAGACAACGCCGCGCUCAGAACAGACUUUCAAGAAGCCAAGGCAACGAUUUACCAUCUCAAGAGUCUCACGGGGAGCUCGAGCUUGAUGACAGCGAUGGAGCAGAUUGGACAACAGUAGGAAAUCAAAUUCAAGCAAAGUGCGAAGAGUCGGAUAAAGAAGUCUCCAAGGAAAUUGACUCGUUGGCUGAAGAGUUCGAAGAAAACUGUCUGCUGGAAGAAGACUGCGAAAGAGGUCUCGAAACAAGCGAGCUUGAAGACAGUUCCUGCCCAGUCCCGCCAGCUGUAGCGAGGCAGAUUGAUGUCGACAAGGUUUUGAAAGAGAAUUCGGCGCUGAAGGAACGACGUGAGGCCCUCUUGAUGUGUCAAAUCUGUUUCGAAUUCUACGAUGAUGGAAAGCACGCGAAAUUUUCGCACGGCUGUGGUCAUGGAUGCUGCUUGACUUGCAUGAAGAUGGAAUUUGCUCGGCAACGAGAAUGA
Molecule: messenger RNA, 498 nt
Organism: Oikopleura dioica
Lineage: Eukaryota; Metazoa; Chordata; Appendicularia; Copelata; Oikopleuridae
Source: the annotation of a GenBank genome assembly